AUGGCGCCAUAUCGUUCCCCACGUCGCCACACCCGGCACCCUCACUUCGAGCAACCACUCCUCACUGGAAGUAACAGUCAAACAUUAGUGGGGCCACCUCAAACCUUAGAGAUUCAACAGGAAGGCCAUUUACAUCAUCCUUUUCUGGUCAAUCUGGAAGUUAUGUCAUUAAGUGUGACCAAGGAGCAGAUCGUGAGGGAGACGGCGAGGAGAGGCAGAUUGCCGUCGAUGUCGGGUGGCCACCGCGACGGCACCAGACAGGCGUCGUGUGACCAGGAAGCAGAUCGCGAGGGAGGCGGCGAGGGAAGGAGAAGCAGAUUACCGUUGAUGUCAGGUGGCCGCGGCGACGGACAGGCGUCGACGGCUUGGAGUAGCAGAUCGCUGCAGACGUCAAGUGGCCAUGGGGCGAUCUGUUGA
Molecule: messenger RNA, 417 nt
Organism: Miscanthus lutarioriparius
Lineage: Eukaryota; Viridiplantae; Streptophyta; Magnoliopsida; Poales; Poaceae
Source: the annotation of a GenBank genome assembly